This is a messenger RNA of Aspergillus sclerotioniger CBS 115572, 1153 nucleotides long. RefSeq lists its product as uncharacterized. NCBI's taxonomy places the organism in Eukaryota, Fungi, Ascomycota, Eurotiomycetes, Eurotiales, Aspergillaceae. Bases 1 to 1074 code for a protein of 357 amino acids. The transcript has 3 exons. The record is from RefSeq and is a predicted model, not a curated record.
AUGGCUUGGCGUAGCUUCAUAAUAUCCUUUCAGCUCACCGUGACAACGUGGUAUAUUUACCCUGCUUGGGAAGUCCUUACUCUCCAAUCUCUCCGCAACAACUAUGCUAGCCUGAAGCAAAAGUUUGGUACUUUACAGGCCUUGGUUCUUCUGCUUAUGCUCCCUAACGCCACGCAAAUCGUGGAUCGAGUGGAAAAGCAUGUGCUCAGUGCCAAAUCAGAUGAGGCGAUCGUGCUACGAAAGUCAACGACAGAAGAUUGCACAAUGCUGGCGGUUGCUGCCGCUAUUGUGGCGCAAGUUGCCAUUUCAGCCCUAGUACUGGAAGACCUUGACAAAGUUCAUUGGACGGUAGAAGCAGCAUUCAGCCUUAGCUUGACAGCUGGCGGACUUUCAGUUUUUUAUGCCUGUCUGAUUCAACAAAGAUUGAACAGCUGUCUGACCACUGAUGAUGUCAAGGACUUUUUCAGUAGGGUCAGCACUUCGGCGCGACUUCGAGAGUUCGAGCAAGCUCUAGAUGAUAUGGCUUCCCAAAUGCGGAAAAUGGAUGUCGGUGAUGAAAUGACCUCGGUACACGAAAAGGUGACACGACUGGAGUCAAUGAUCAAAGACUUCAAGAGUGCGAACAGAUGGAAGUCCGUAUCCUUUCUUUCUAUACUCAUGGUGAAAGCUCCGACCCUUCUGAUGAAAUAUGCACUGGGAUCUUUCAUCGUAGGACUUGGCAUCUCCUUUGGAUGUUUAGCGUUCAGCGACGUCGGCUCCCAGAAGCCUCAAGGACGAUACCUCGCACUCUUUACUGUCUACAUUGUGACCAGCUGCCUGGGCCUGUUUAUCUAUUACGUGCCAUCCAUUCUUAAGGACCUGGAGUUGUCUACAGCACGUCGCCACACACGAUUUAUCCGCAGCAAAAUUCCCAGAGAACAUUUGCAGAAUGAGACGCAAGUUCUUGAAAGUAUCAGUGCUCUACGGAGUUCAGACCAGCAGGAAACCUAUGGUGAACGUCAAUCUAACGAGGUAAAAUCUUGCGCAGAAGGACUUCAGAACACGGAUGGAAGUCAACCCAAAUCCUCCGAUUGAACGGCCCAAGGAGAUCUCUGAAGAGACGGCUGUGACCCAAUCAAUCUCGCUCGUGAAGAAUGAAGAAACAUCAGCUCAU